Nilaparvata lugens (brown planthopper) is the source of this 1213-nucleotide messenger RNA. RefSeq names its product trafficking protein particle complex subunit 3 (gene Bet3). The coding region runs from base 548 to 1084 and encodes 178 amino acids. Gene Ontology annotation, biological process: endoplasmic reticulum to Golgi vesicle-mediated transport; intra-Golgi vesicle-mediated transport. Gene Ontology annotation, cellular component: cis-Golgi network membrane; TRAPP complex; cytosol. NCBI's taxonomy places the organism in Eukaryota, Metazoa, Arthropoda, Insecta, Hemiptera, Delphacidae. The record is from RefSeq and is a predicted model, not a curated record. The transcript has 4 exons.
AGUGAAAAGAAAAGAAUUUUAACGUUAUACUUACGAUGGAUUCGAUUACUGAGUUGACACCUUGAAUUAGCUCAAUAAUUAUAAUAAAUUAGUCUAACGUUUGCACUAAAAUAAAAUCUGCAGCGGACCUUUUAUCUUCCAAUCAUAAACAAAAUGGCCAAUUUGUUUGAGUUCAAUAUACAAGUCUGCACAUAACCUGUGAAAGUGAAAGCGUUUAAUAUUUUAAUAACGUUUUGCUGAUAUCGAUGAGCAGUCAAUCGAUUAUUAAUUUUUUUAUUUUUAUCAAAUAAAUAAAUCAAAUAUAAAUAGUGGAAAAUUGAACAAAAUUUUUAAACCUAAGUAUUGUUAUUUAUGAUUACCAGGGAAGAAAGCUGCAUUAUGACUGUAUGUUGACGUAAUCAAGUAAUUCGUGCACAGAUGGAUCGCACUGUCAUGUUUUCAUUUGAUUUGAUAUCUUAACCAACUAACCUUAAUAUAUAUAUUUGUGAUAUUAUUUUGAAUUGAAAUUUAUUUUAAAAUAUUUAAAGCGUAGUUUUUAAUUAUCACCAUGUCAAGACAAGGAACAAGAUUGGAUGCUAAGAAAGUGAAUUCAGAGCUGUUUACUUUGACUUAUGGAGCUCUAGUUUCGCAGCUCAUGAAAGAUUAUGACAAUGCAGAUGAUGUUAACAAACAAUUAGAACGAAUGGGCUACAACAUAGGUGUACGACUUAUUGAAGAUUAUCUAGCUAGAACCGGAACCGGUCGCUGUUAUGAUUUCAGAGACACUGCAGAGAAAAUACAGGCUGGAUUCAGAUUAUAUUUGGGCAUUUCUCCAGUUAUAACAAAUUGGAGCUCAGCUGGUGACGAAUUCUCUCUCCAGUUCGAAUCCAAUCCCCUCACAGAGUUUGUGGAGCUGCCUGAUAAUUGCUUAGGAUUGAAAUACAUGAAUGUUUUGACGGGAGUCUUGAGAGGAGCUUGCGAAAUGGUACAAAUGGAUGUGACAUCAUGGUUCGUGCAAGAUCAGCUGAAAGGGGAUAAUGUCACAGAACUGAGAGUCAAGUUCAUCAAAAGACUAGAAGAUGCCAUACCGGCGGGUGAAGAUUGAGAACACUAAAGUUUCCGGUUUUUGAAAAAUUGUCAAGUUAAUAGACUAUAUUCGAUAAUAAUCUUGCAAUAUUAUACCUUGAAUUUGUAAAUAUUUUUUGAAUGAACUAUGCUGGGUUGUAGGGUUGUA